AUGGUGGCCGCGCCGAAGCCCAAGAUCAACGUCGGCACGACGGCCGACCCCAUCGUCACACGCCUCGUCCAAGAGGAUAAGGUGCCGUGGUACAAGAAGCCAAAUCUUCGCCUCAUGUAUUUAUGGCUCUUUUGCUGUUGCAUGGGUGUCGAGAUGACCUCGGGCUUCGAUUCCCAGUUGAUUAACACGCUGCAAUUUUCUCCCAAUUUCCACACCUAUUUCGGGAACGGACGUGUUGACGACGACGACAAGCCUGCUAUCGAACCGGGUCUGCUGGGCUUCAUCAACUCUUGCUACCAGCUCGGCUCCAUUUUCGCGGUGCCCGUCGCUCCGUGGUUUGCACAGCGCUACGGUCGUCGGUGGUCCAUCAUGACCGGUUCCCUCAUCAUGGUUGUCGGUGCGAUUCUUCAGGGCUUCGCUCAGCACGUUGCCAUGUAUAUCAUCGCGCGCAUGCUCUUGGGCGUCGGUAUUCUCUUCUGCAUCAUCUCUGGUGCCGCUCUGAUCGGAGAGCUUGGCCACCCCAAGGAGCGAGCCGUUCUGACAUCACUCUUCAACUCGUCCUACUUCAUCGGCCAGAUUCUCGCCUCCGCCAUUGCCAUUGGCACCACUGAAAUUCCCAGCAACUGGGCCUGGCGCCUUCCUUCUCUCCUACAAAUCUGCCCCUCCCUACUCCAGAUUGCCACCGUCUUCUUGUUGCCCGAGUCUCCUCGUUACCUCAUUUCCCACGACAGGGACGACGAGGCCGCUGCUAUCCUAGUGAAGUACCAUGCCGAGGACGACGGAAACUCCCUCCUUGUCAAGGCCGAAAUCGCCCAGAUCCGCGAAACGAUCAAGACCGAGAUGGAAGUUUCCAAGCAAUCCUGGAUGGAACUCCUCAGCACCGCUGGUAUGCGCCGUCGCGUUCUGAUCACCAUCUUCAUCGGUCUCUUCACGCAGCUCUCCGGCAAUACGCUGCUCAGCUACUACUCGAAUAUCCUGUUCAACAUGAUGAACUACACCGAGCAGUCUCAGAAGACACGAAUCAACGUCGCCAACGCCUGCUGGGGUCUUAUCAAUGGCACUUUGCUUGCCCUCAUCAUCCCGCGAUUCAAGCGUAGGCAUAUGUACAUGCUUUCGGCGUCCACCAUGUUGCUCGUCUUUAUUGCCAUGACUGUCUCGCUUCAGAGGCUGGAAGUUGCUCGGGAUGCCGAUCGGAAGGAUACAGCCGCUGGUGUCUCAGCUCUGUUCUGGUACUUUGCCUACUCACCCUGCUACAAUAUGGGCAACAAUGCUCUCACGUACACUUACCUGGUCGAGCUCUGGCCUUAUGCCCAACGAAGCCGCGGUAUUGGCGUUCAGCAAAUUUUUGGCAAGCUCGCUGGUUUCUUCUCCACCAACGUCAACUCCAUCGCCCUCAGCGCAAUCGCCUGGAGAUACCUUGCCAUUUACUGUGGCUGGAUCUUCUUCGAGCUUUGCAUUGUCUUCUUCCUCUAUCCGGAGACCAGCGGUCGUACGCUGGAAGAGCUUGCUUUCCUCUUCGAGGACAAGGAGUACAACGACAGGCUGGCCGCAGCGGUCGAGAAGCACAUCCAAUACGAUUCGCCCAACGAUACUGCCGAUGGACAGCAGCCGAAGGAAAAGGAAAAGGAGUUGGUCUAG
Scedosporium apiospermum is the source of this 1638-nucleotide messenger RNA. RefSeq lists its product as uncharacterized. The record is from RefSeq and is a predicted model, not a curated record. Gene Ontology annotation, biological process: transmembrane transport; carbohydrate transport. Lineage: Eukaryota; Fungi; Ascomycota; Sordariomycetes; Microascales; Microascaceae. The coding region runs from base 1 to 1638 and encodes 545 amino acids. Gene Ontology annotation, cellular component: membrane. Gene Ontology annotation, molecular function: carbohydrate:proton symporter activity. The transcript is spliced from 6 exons.